Molecule: messenger RNA, 2454 nt
Organism: Mesorhabditis belari
Lineage: Eukaryota; Metazoa; Nematoda; Chromadorea; Rhabditida; Rhabditidae
Source: the annotation of a GenBank genome assembly
AUGCGGAAUCUUUCCUUUUUCAUUCUUGGUUUAACUUGGAUCUUUGUGGCUGCGAAUCCGAUUCGACCAACGAAAUUAGGGAAUGACGAUACGUUGCUGUUUGUGAAUGCGGCGUGGAGACACGGGAAUCGAGCACCCGAUGUCCUCUCGAAUGGCUCACUCAUCUCGUAUUUCAAAUAUGGAACUGGUCAAUUAACAGAGGAGGGAAUCGAGAACAGCUAUCAGCUUGGACGACAAUUGGCCAUACGAUACAUUAACACCGGUUUCCUGAAUCGAACACUCAAUGUUAAACAAGUGAAGCUGAGAUCGGUGGCUUUCGAGAGAUGUCUAUCGACUGCCGUAGCUGUCGGACAAGGAAUGUUCAGCGACAUAAAGCGCUCGAUUCCCCUUCCGAUUCCCGUUUUCACCGAGGAAUUCUCACGAGAUUCGAUGAUGGCUCCGAGUUGGUACACUUGUGCGCGCAAUGUCGAAAUCCAAAAGGCUCACUGCGCUAAUUAUACUCUUUACAAAAAGUACAACGAAUUCAUCGCUGAAGCGUUUUUCUGUCUCGGUUGGGACAAGAAAUCGAAAUUUUUCCACACAAGAGACGACGCGAAAAUGGUUGAAGGAAUAGUGAACGAGUACUUGGCUCAAGUGGAGAGUCGACCGCCUGAAGUGGUCGAGGAGGCGAGGAGAAUAUAUCAAGAUAUUCAAUCCUAUCAAACUGGCUUCUACCCACAUAGUGAAGUCGAGCUGGCCAAAUUGCAUGGAGGACAGUUGCUGGGAGCAAUGCUUGGAGAUUUCAACUUCCACAAAGAUUGCAAUGAGACGAGUACAAUGUUAUGUCAGAAGAAAUUUGCUGGCUACUCAACGCAAGAUUUCAUUCUGGCAGCAAUGCUCGAGUUGGUCGAUUUGAAAGAGAAAAUCCUCGGUAUUCAAUCUCCAUUUUUCUCUUCAGCAAUCAUUAUCGAGAUGUGGAAAAGGCCAUGCGGGGAUCGAUAUAUUAAAUUUUACUAUCGUCAUGGUCCGGGCGAACGCUCGAAAAUGGUGGACUACACAAAAGAUGUUCGCGGGUGUAAAGGACAAGUCGAGUGUGACUUUGAUGAUUUCACGAUUUUUAGACGACGAAUUCGAUUCCGAAUACAAAUUCAUCGAAAUGUCUGCCAUUUGGCAAUGAUGAAAAUGACGCCUUUCCGAGCAUUUCUCGUACUCUUCUUUGUCUAUUUCCCCGGUAUUGUCGCGAGUUUCCAAUUGAUUCACGUGUUUAGUAUUUGGAGACACGGUGAUCGGGCACCGGUGCGCCUUUUCUCAUCGCCUGAAGCUGCUGCACAUUCUCUAUUCAAGAAUGGACUCGGAAAUCUCACUGAUCAAGGGAUCCGCCAUGCGCAUAAAAUGGGUGAAUUUUGGCGAAAGCGCUACGUGGAGAACGGUUUCAUCUCAUCACCCGAACAAAUCCACGUCCGAUCGACGAGUCAUGUGCGAACGCAGCGCACAGCCAAAGAGGCGUUCAGCGCCCUCUUUCCGAAUGAAAAUUUUGAGCUCGAAGUUUACCCAAUUGAUUGGAAUUGUUUAACUAUCACUUUUUACAUGUUAAAACCCUCAUUGAUGGAUUGUCCGGUGGUGCACGCACUGCAAGAAGCAAAAUGUGCCGGCUACGUGAGAUUUCCGAGUGAUUAUGCAAAAAAUUUCGAUAGUUACGAAUAUGAUUUAUGGCGGUGUUUGGGAUUGGAUAAACAAGUGAAAUAUUUUGGCUCCGACAAACUGAGCUUUCGGCUUAUGGAGAGUGUGUUGAACGAGGCGCUGAAUAACUACCUCUUCAUCGGCACAAAUAUCACCGAUGCACAUGUGGAGGAGGCCCGGUCUAUGUACAGAAAAGUACAACGAAUCACUCUCGGUAUUGACCUCUAUCACGAGCCGGAUAUUCUCCGAACAUUAUCACAAAAAUGCGCUCAAAAAUCGCAUGUCGACAGGGAAAAAACGUGUGAUUCGAUCGUUUUCAACGGCUAUUCAUCGCAAGAUCUCCAAAUUUUCCCGUUUCUCGAGAUUUUACGAUCGACAAAGGCGGCUGUUGGCGAUGAUGCUCCAUUGUACACGAGUGGGAUAUUCGUUGAGCUUUAUGCAAAUGGAAAGGAUUACUUUUUAAAAGCAUUUUUCCGACGAGAUCACACCGAUUUCCUCGUCGAUUUGACGCCGAAUUUGCCCGGUUUUCAAGGGGAAAGCUGUGAAUUUGAGUCAUUCGUGUCGGCGGUGAGGAACUAUUCUCAAAAAAGCAACGAGAAAGCUUGUCAAGAUUUGGAGAAAAUCGAGGGAAGAUUGAAAGAAAUCGAGAAAUGGGGAACAAGAAAUGGAGUCGUUUUGAUUGAUCAGAUUGAAAAAAGCGAAGCUCAAUCAAUCGAAAAUUCUUCGUUCAUCUUAAAAUCUCAAAAUUUUCUUCUAUUUCUAAUUUUAAUUAUUCUUUGUUUUGUGAUAAAAAAU